AUGAUCUCCGAGUUCCAAUGCCCUUGUCAUGGAACAAUGAGAGGAUAUGUAGGAGACCAGUACAAAACUUCGCGAGUGGUAUUUUAUCCUGGAGCUCAAUACGAAAGCUAUUGGAAAAGUAGUCAUAUGUGUGCCCAGCUUACAGAUAUAAUACCUCUUUUCAAUGCCAUACACCCAAAUGCAGUAGCUGUCUUUCUUUUUGAUCAAAGCAGCAAUCAUAAAGCCUAUCCUGAAGACGCUCUUUUGGCACAAAACAUGAACUUGUGUGCAAUUGAAGUAAAAGACAGUGACUCAGGCCAGGGAAAAUUUCGUGACAGCUCAUUUUAUGUCAGAAAGCAAUACGACUAUGCAGAACAGCAAAAAAAUAAAAAAUACAAAAAAUAUUUCAUUGGCCUUCGCGGCAUAUUACAGCAACGUUCUAUGUAUAGAAACGAAGCAGAGAGAUACUCUUUAAAACGUUCUUGCAAUAAUGUCGCGACAGCUGAUUCUAGAUGUUGUGCAAUCCAUAUUAUGGAGAGACAACCAGACUUUGCCAACCAAAAAUCAGCACUCGAAGAAAUAGUUGAAGGCAGUGGACACAAAUUUGAACUGUAUCCAAAAUACCACUGUGAAUGUAAUUGA
Molecule: messenger RNA, 621 nt
Organism: Phycomyces blakesleeanus NRRL 1555(-)
Lineage: Eukaryota; Fungi; Mucoromycota; Mucoromycetes; Mucorales; Phycomycetaceae
Exons: 2
Coding region: 1-621 (206 amino acids)
Source: RefSeq, a predicted model, not a curated record